AACAGACCAAUCAUACUGUAUUUCGCAGAAUAAAAAGCCGAAGCAAUAAACGAUUCAGUACACAAGCUUGUUUCAUUGUGGUGGAAGCUGCUGCUAAAUUUUAUUUGGAAAGAUUAAAAACAGAAAGUAAAUCCAGCAUCUGUUUUAAACUUUUAACGUAAAAUGUCGAUAACACUUUAUCAUUACACUGAUACUGACGGAAGACAGGGUAUUCAAUCAAGUGGUCGUAUCAAAAUGUCUGACAGAAGUAAUGAUAUGAGAUAUGGCAAAGGAGUGUAUUUUACAAGCAUCCCACCGUCUGUCCCGAAGCAAUUAAUCGCUGCGAACAACUAUGACGGUAGAAGUAAUGCUGCUGCAAACAGAAUGAUGAACGCAGGGAGAGUUGACAACUAUGUUGCAGUGCAGUUUAAUGCCAAUGACCCCAACUUAAAACAGGCGCCUUCAGACCGUAACGUCUUCCUUUACAAGAAAGAUAUAAAUUUGCACCAAUUCCAUCACAAUUUUGGUGAAGCGUAGAAAUUAAGGCUGAUUGUUUUUGUGAAAAUACAGACAUUUUCCUCAA
Molecule: messenger RNA, 562 nt
Organism: Hydractinia symbiolongicarpus
Lineage: Eukaryota; Metazoa; Cnidaria; Hydrozoa; Anthoathecata; Hydractiniidae
Exons: 2
Coding region: 163-516 (117 amino acids)
Source: RefSeq, a predicted model, not a curated record